AUGAUUGAAAAAGUUGUUUUUAAAACAGUGAACUCCAAAUAUCUAUCUAUCUAUCUAUCUAUCUAUCUAUCUAUCUAUCUAUCUAUGUCUAUUCAUUAUCUAUCUAUCUACGUCUAUUCAUUAUCUAUCUAUCUAUCUAUCUAUCUAUCUAUCUAUCUAUCUAUCUUUAUUCAUUAUCUAUGUAUGUUCAUCAUCUAUCUAUCUAUCUAUCUAUCUAUCUUUAUUCAUUAUCUAUGUAUGUUCAUUAUCUAUCUAUCUAUCUAUCUAUCUAUCUAUCUAUCUAUCUAUCUAUCUACCUUUAUUCAUUAUCUAUGUAUGUUCAUCAUCUAUCUAUCUAUCUAUCUAUCUAUCUAUCUAUCUAUCUAUCUAUCUAUCUAUCUAUGUCUAUUCAUAAUCUAUCUAUCUAUGUAUCUAUCUAUCUAUCUUUAUUCAUUGUCUAUGUAUGUUCAUCUAUCUAUCUAUCUAUCUAUCUAUCUAUCUAUCUAUCUAUCUAUCUAUGUCUAUUCAUUAUCUAUCUAUCUAUCUAUCUAUGUCUAUUCAUUAUCUAUCUAUUGCGCCAGCAUAUUCGAUCACUUGCAAUGUUCUCUAAUUGUGUCGGGCAAUGUUGCAGACGACAAGAGCACGCUUAAGAUAGUCUUGGAAUCGUUUCUUUGGGCCUUCACGUGGGCGGCUGCCGGUUUCGAUCUCUCCGAAGAAUAUAAUUUUGGGGGGAGGCGAUGGCCCGGCAUCCGCACAAUAUGUCCAACCCAACGUAGAAGGCAUUGUCGGAUGAUGACUUGGAUGCUGUUGAUUUACAUCCCACAUCCUCUGCAAUCAGUCUCUCUCUUAGGCUCUCCGUCAUUGCUGACGACGACGCUGUCCUUCCAUCUCCGUCCGUCUUCUGUGGGCUGCCAAAUGAGAGAGAAGCCCGAUCCGCGGACUACAAGUUCUCGGGCACAGGUUGCAAGAAAACAUGCCCGGUGCGAAAAAUGGCAGGUUGCAGAUGACGCUGGCGUCGUCUCACCUCGAGCGCUUCUCGUCUCUCCACCUCUCCGGCGACGCAGAGAGACCGCCAGCCGAUCUGAUCCGAUCCCUUGCGAGGUUCUCAAAUUGUGUAAGGUCAAUAUUGCACGCUUAAGGUAG
Messenger RNA from Acanthosepion pharaonis, 1122 nucleotides. NCBI's taxonomy places the organism in Eukaryota, Metazoa, Mollusca, Cephalopoda, Sepiida, Sepiidae. The record is from the annotation of a GenBank genome assembly.